This is a messenger RNA of Thamnophis elegans (Western terrestrial garter snake), 4692 nucleotides long. Its product is annotated as dystonin-like. Gene Ontology annotation, cellular component: focal adhesion; intermediate filament; cytoplasm. Gene Ontology annotation, molecular function: microtubule binding; structural molecule activity. Gene Ontology annotation, biological process: hemidesmosome assembly; cytoplasmic microtubule organization; wound healing. The record is from RefSeq and is a predicted model, not a curated record. Lineage: Eukaryota; Metazoa; Chordata; Lepidosauria; Squamata; Natricidae.
CUGGCUUUGAUUCUUGGGCAACUCGGGUUGGAGCUUUGUGUGCCGGAGCGCCGAGGGCCACCCGUCUCCCCGAAAGCCUCCCGCCGGAUGCGUUCCCCCCCCUCCCUGAGCCUCUUUCGCCGCGGUGGGAUUUAGCAGCGCGUGUAAGCAACAAUGAGCUCGGGGAACGCUUCCUACCGAUGCUCCGUUUCCUCCUCUGCGGAUUUUUCCGACGAGGAGGAUUUCAGCCCAAAAUCCGGCUCCCUCUCUCCGGCUCCGGGCGACACCCUCCCGUGGAACCUACCAAGGCACGAGAGAUCCAAGAGGAAGAUCCAAGGGGGAUCUGUGCUGGAUCCAGCCGAGAGAGCUGUGCUCAGGAUAGCCGAUGAACGGGACAAAGUCCAAAAGAAAACGUUCACAAAAUGGAUAAACCAGCACCUCCUGAAGGUUCGAAAACAUGUCAAUGACCUGUACGAAGAUCUGAGAGAUGGACAUAACUUGAUUUCUCUUUUGGAAGUUCUUUCAGGAGAUAUUUUACCCAGAGAGAAAGGACGGAUGAGAUUUCAUAGACUACAGAAUGUCCAAAUUGCACUUGAUUAUUUGAAAAGGCGACAGGUGAAACUGGUGAACAUUCGAAAUGAUGACAUAACAGAUGGGAAUCCUAAAUUGACAUUGGGAUUAAUAUGGACCAUAAUUUUGCACUUUCAGAUUUCUGAUAUCCAUGUUACUGGAGAGUCAGAGGACAUGUCUGCUAAAGAACGAUUGCUUCUUUGGACGCAACAGAUAACAGAAGGUUAUGCUGGAGUUCGCUGUGAAAAUUUUACUACCUGUUGGCGAGACGGGAGAUUAUUUAAUGCCCUCAUUCAUAAAUACAGGCCGGACCUGGUCGACAUGAAUACUGUUGCUGUUCAAAGCAACCUUGCAAAUUUAGAGCAUGCUUUUUUUGUAGCUGAAAAACUUGGCGUGGCCCGGCUUUUGGAUCCUGAAGAUGUCGAUGUGUCCUCGCCAGAUGAGAAGUCAGUCAUCACUUAUGUAUCAUCACUUUAUGAUGCAUUUCCCAAAGUACCUGAAGGUGGUGAAGGCAUCAGUGCACAUGAUGUUGAAGUCAAAUGGAUUGAAUACCAGAAUAUGGUGAACUACCUCAUCCAAUGGAUUAGGCACCAUGCCAUAAUAAUGAGUGACAGAGCAUUUCCGAACAAUCCUGUAGAACUCAAGGCACUUUACAACCAAUAUUUACAAUUUAAAGAAACAGAAAUCCCACCAAAGGAGAUAGACAAAUCAAAAAUCAAGCAUCUAUAUAAACUACUAGAGGUUUGGAUUGAAUUUGGGCGUAUCAAGCUUCCUCAAGGCUACCACCCAAAUGACAUUGAAAAAGAAUGGGGGAAGCUAAUUAUUGCUAUGUUGGAAAGAGAGAAAAUGCUUCGACCAGAAGUUGAAAGGUUAGACAUGCUGCAGCAAAUUGCAAACAGAGUUCAGCGGGACAGCCUGAAUUGCGAAGACAAACUAAUGCUUGCUCGAAAUGUUACGCAGUCAGAGAGGAAACGAUUAGAAGCAGGCCUGCAGUUCCAGAAUGAAGCUGAGAUCGCAGGCUAUCUACUUGAGUGUGAAAAUCUUCUCCGCCAACAAGUCAUGGAUGCCCAGAUUCUUACUGAUGGAAAAUAUUAUCAAGCGGAUCAAUUGGUCCAAAGGGUUGCAAAACUCCGAGAUAACCUUAUGGCGUUGAAAGCAGAUUGUUCCUCAAUCUACAACAAGGGGAGAAUACUAACAACGGAACAGACCAAGAUGAUGAUAUCAGGAAUAACACAAAGCUUAAACUCAGGAUUUGCACCAAGCCUAAGCCCUAAUUUAAACUCUGGACUAAGUCAGGGAUUGUCUCCCUCCUUGACCUCAUCCAGUCUGACGUCAGGUUUAUCAUCAGGUUUUUCUUCAAGAUUGACCCCAACCAUCACCCCAGCAUACACCCCGGGCUUCCCACCACGGCUAAUCCAAAGCUACAUAACAGGAGUUGACACAGGUGGACUUCAAACGCUCAAGUUGACACAGAUUCGGAAACCCCUGAUGAAAUCGGCUUUCAUUGAUCAGAAUUUAACGGAAGAAGAAGUCAAUAUGAAAUUUGUCCAGGACCUCUUAAGAUGGGUAGACGAAAUGCAGGUACAACUUGACCGAGCCGAAUGGGGUUCAGAUUUGCCAGGUGUUGAGAGCCAUGUUGAAAAUCACAAGAAUGUUCACAAAGCUAUUGAAGAAUUUGAGUCAAGUCUUAAAGAAGCAAAAAUCAGUGAGAUGCAAAUGACUGCUCCACUCAAACACAGCUAUGCAGAAAAAUUGCACAAAUUGGAGAGCCAAUAUGCAAAACUCUUGAAUGCAUCCAGAAAUCAGGAAAGACACCUCGCCACCCUUCACAAUUUUGUAUCGCGAGCCACUCGGGAACUUAUAUGGUUGAAUGAAAAGGAAGAGGCAGAAGUUGCACAGGACUGGAGCGAAAGAAACACAAAUAUAGCAAGGAAAAAGGAAUAUCAUGCCGAUCUGAUGAGAGAACUGGACCAGAAGGAAGAAGUUAUUAAAUCAGUACAGGAAAUAGCAGAACAAUUGCUCUUUGAAAAUCACCCUGCGAGAUUAACUAUUGAGGCCUACCGAGCUGCAAUGCAAACCCAGUGGAGCUGGAUUUUACAGCUCUGCCAAUGUGUUGAACAACAUUUAAGAGAAAACACUGCAUAUUUUGAGUUUUUCAGUGAUGCCAAGGAGGCUCUGGAUUACUUGAAGAAUUUACGAGAUGCUGUACAUCGAAAAUACAAUUGUGAUAGAUCCAGCAGCAUUCAUAAACUGGAAGACCUGAUCCAAGAGUCUAUGGAAGAAAAAGAACAGCUCCUUCAGUACAAGAGCACCGUGGCCGGCCUUGUGGGCAGAGCAAAGACAAUAGUUCAGCUAAAGCCGAGGAAUCCCGAAAACCCCCUCAAAACGUCCAUCCCAAUUAAGGCCAUCUGUGACUAUCGGCAGAUUGAGAUAACCAUUUACAAGGAUGAUGAAUGUGUUCUGGCAACCAACUCUCAUCGAGCAAAAUGGAAAGUGAUCAGCCCAAGUGGCAACGAGGCCAUGGUUCCCUCCGUCUGUUUUACCAUCCCUCCUCCCAACAAAGAAGCCAUAGACAACCGCAACAGAAUUGAGCAGCAAUAUCAGAAUGUCCUAGCUCUGUGGCAUGAGUCGCACAUAAAUCUGAAGAGUGUGGUUUCUUGGCACUAUUUAACAACUGAAAUUGAAACUGUUCGAGCGAGUAAUGUGGCUUCGAUCAAAACACUCUUGCCCGGUGAACAUCAGCAGGUUUUAAGCAACUUGCAGUCUCGUUUUGAUGACUUCUUGGAAGACAGCCAGGAGUCCAAAAUCUUCUCAGUUGCUGACAUUGCCCAGUUGGAAAGGGAAGUGAAUGUAUGCAAGCAGUACUACCAAGAGCUCCUCAAGUCUGCUGAGAGAGAGGAACACGAAGAAUCUGUUUAUAAUUUAUACAUCUCAGAAGUUCGAAACAUCAGACUCCGAUUGGAGAAUUGUGAAGAUCGCUUGAUUAGACAAAUUCGAACGCCUCUGGAGAGGGAUGAUCUCCCUGAAAGUGUGUUUCGUAUCUCUGAACAAGAGAAGCUGAAAAAGGAGCUGGAUCGACUAAAAGAUGAUUUGGAAACAAUCACAGAUAAAUGCAACGAUUUCUUCAGCCAAGCUGCUGGUUUCCCUUCGGUUCCAACUCUGCGAUCUGAGCUUAAUCUUGUAAUUCAGAACAUGAAUCAGGUGUAUUCCAUGUCUUCCAUUUACAUAGAAAAGUUAAAAACUGUAAAUUUGGUGCUCAAAAACACUCAAGAGCUGAAGCUUAGUAAACAAUAUGAGACUAAACUUUGUGAGGAAGACCCAUUAACUGCUGACAAGAGCAAUAUUGAGAACCUGAUGGGUACACUGAAGCAAUGGAGAUCCGAAGUUGAAGAAAAAAGAGAAGUAUUCCAUGCCUUAGAAGAUGAACUCCAGAAAGCGAAGGCAGUUAGUGAUCAGAUGUUUAAAACACACAAGGAACGCGAUCUUGACUUUGACUGGCACAAAGAGAAAGCAGAUCAGUUAACUGAGAGGUGGCAAAAUGUUCAUUCUCAGAUUGAAAACAGGUUGCGUGACCUGGAGACUAUCAACAAAUCACUAAAGUACUACAGAGAUACUGACGGUGCAUGGGAUAACUGGAUCAAGCAAGUUGAAACACAGCAAAAAUUUCAGGAAAACCCUCCCCAGAACAGUAAAGCUCUGGCGAAACAGUUAAAUGAGCAAAAGAUGCUGGUGUCUGAAAUAGAGAUGAAACAAAACAAACUAGAUGAAUGUCAGAAAUACUCAGAACAGUAUUCAACUGCAGUGAAGGAUUAUGAGUUGCAGACAAUGACAUACAGAGCCAUGGUUGAUUCCCAGCAGAAAUCACCUGUGAAACGCAGAAGAAUGCAGAGCUCCUCUGAUUUCAUUAUACAAGAGUUCAUGGAUUUACGAACACGCUACACAGCCUUGGUAACCUUGAUGACUCAGUAUAUAAAGUUUGCCGGUGACUCUUUGAAAAGGUUGGAGGAGAGAGGUAAGCCAAUAGACAUUAUCAAAGAACAGUAGAACAAUAAACUUGCAGUUAUGCUUUUAGAUGAAAAUGUAACACUCAGAUUUCUUUAAUUGGCUUUAUGUUAUUUACAGGCAGUAGUACUGAAAUUGGUG